UGUGCAUGCAUGAACAUGCCUGCACAAAAGUUUGCCGUAUUUAUAUAUCUUUUAGAUUAUGAUGUAUAUUCUUUUCUUUUUUUUGUUUGUUCCGAGUUUACCUUUGAAUAUGAAACAUUUUACAGUAUAUAUUUUUUUCCCACAGACACAAACAAGGUCACCCUCGAAAAACUUAAUGAGAAGCUAUUUGACAAAACUGAAGAGAUAUUUAAUGAUAUUGAAAAGGCAGUUAAGUUCAGAAAGCCUCCAUCGGUCCUUAGAGAACUCUGGACAAAAUUCUACCAAACUGUCGUUCACCAAGACCAGGAAAGGGGGACUUGUCCUCAGCAGGCAGUCGAUACUCCAGAAGUUCAUCUGUACAAAAAGAAGGAAUUAAUGUCUAUCCUAAGUGAUACGAGAUUAACUUGGAAUACGUUAGAAGAGAUUGGACACAUGAGUUUAGAGGAGCAGUUUCAUCAACUUGGAUGCAAGCUUAGACUUCUGGAAAAAGAUAGUGAGGAAUAUAAGCUUCUGGAGGAGUAUGCAGGUGCUUGCCCAAACUCUCGCCGAGGAACUCUGUUGGACGUGUGGUCUGUGCAUCGUCCCCAAGACAAGAUCAGGACUGAAGAGAUUGCAAAACUGGACUACCGUAAACUUCUCUGGUAUGGAGUAAACGUGGCACAGAUGGCUGCUGUACUUCAGCAUGGAUUACGAAUCACGCCGUUUUCUGGGGGAAGUUUGGGCAAGGGAAUUUACUUAACUCCAGAACAUGCAAAGGCUUCGUGGAACGUGGGUGUUCACUGGGGAAAGUAUGAAGAUGAACGGAAUGUUGGUUUCAUGUUCCUUGUGGAGACUGCACUCGGCAGAAUGAGGUACAUCAAAAUGGGUAACAGUUCGCUGACCAGACCUCCAGAUGGCUUCAAUUCUAUAGCUGCCAAGGGAAGAUUAGAACCAGAUCCAUCAAAUGACGAGAUGAGGAAAUUUGAUGGCAAAAGAGUAGUGGUACCCAUUGGACCUCCUGUGCCGCAGAAAGAAUUUGAGGCAAGCGGCUUUUUACAGAGCCAGUAUGUGGUCUAUGAUGAAGGACAGGUGCAGCUCCGAUAUCUUACAAAGUUUUCAUUUGCUUAAGAGAUGAAUCCUGUGAUAUAUAUAUAUAGAUAUAGAUGUCUUGUAUGCUUUUUUGUUUGUUGAUGUUAGGGGGUCUAUUUCUUUGCCAUAUAUUUAUUUUUUUGCCAAAUAUAUUUAUUAUUUUAUUUUUCACUUCUAUCAAGCAUUUGAUAAAUAUUCCAUAGAUCUGAUAAAUUCAGUAAGUUAUUUAUUUAUCCAUAGCUCAUACUGUUCAUACAUAUUGUUAGUUAUCAAGGAAGAUAAUGCACAAAAUGUAUUUCAUGACAUGAUCUGUAUGUGUGUACAUAACAUAUGCACGCACACGCUCACUCAAAUGGAUAUCUAUUAUAAUGGAGUUUAAUGGCAUUUCUAGUGUUUAUUUUGAAAUUGUUAUCAAGAAAAUUAAUAUUCCUUAGUUAUUUUUCCGUAAUAUGUAUACUUUCUCUCAUUUUUCAUUUAGGUUUUAUUAAAACUGUGAACAGUGUUGUGUAUAUAGUCAAUGUGUACUAUGUAGUGAUAGUCCUAUGAUUUUUUUUUUUAUAUCCUAUUUCCUGUUAUUUUUUUUCUGUAUAAUGUUUAUUGCCAUCUCAAGAAGUGUUUAAAAGAAGUUAAAUAACAGCUGGUAAAGGACCAAUAAGGUGCAGAGAUAACCAAAGAUAAGGGACCAAGGUAGAAGGUAUAAGCAAAUGGGCCAGUAUUGCAAUUUGGACUGUCUAUUCUGAAAAUACAUUGAGAUUGUAUUGAAAAUUUGUAAUGUGCAAGGGGGAAAAUUAAAAAAAAGAAAAAAAAAGAAACACAAAUAUCUUAGCAUAUGCACUAAAUGUUACCGAUUAUGGAAGUAAUGUAUUACUUGUUAAUUUUUUACAAGAAAUUGUUUCUAAUUCACAGGUUGUAAACGUAGGGAGUUGAGGAUUUCGUUCCCCAAGUAUUAAUAUUAUUCAGAUCUGAAUAUUUUUUCUUCUUUUCAUAAUGUAUUGAUCAUUAGUUUUCAGGAUAAUUUCAAGGCUUUUUUUCCCCACAGUAUCUGUUUUUCAGCAGUAAAUAAUAUCAAAACUAGAUAAUACAAAAGAAUAAUUUUGUAGUAUUACUGAGAAUUAGUCAAAGGACAACUGUCUGAUAGGAUCUCAUAAGCUUCUUUUCUUUUAUGUUUGUGAUAACAUCAGUGUAUCAUUAUGAUAAUAUUAAAGGUAACAAGAGUAAACAUAUUUAACUAAAUAUAUAUACCAACAAUCUGU
This is a messenger RNA of Penaeus chinensis, 2321 nucleotides long. RefSeq names its product protein mono-ADP-ribosyltransferase PARP3-like. The coding region runs from base 10 to 1107 and encodes 365 amino acids. The transcript is spliced from 7 exons. Gene Ontology annotation, cellular component: site of double-strand break. The record is from RefSeq and is a predicted model, not a curated record. Gene Ontology annotation, molecular function: NAD+ poly-ADP-ribosyltransferase activity. Lineage: Eukaryota; Metazoa; Arthropoda; Malacostraca; Decapoda; Penaeidae.